AAGGGUAUAAUGGUCAUUGUACAAAAGAAAGACCCAAUUUUUAAGUUUUUAGGGAUUUGAAUCUUGUUCAUCAGUGUGUGAAUAGAGAUACUCAGAUUCGAGUUCAAGUUCAAUGGAUGAUGUCUCUUUACCAAUUGAUAAAUUAUCCAUUGAUUCAAAGACUGAGGACAAGGCUUGUCUAGUAGUGCUAGUGGCGACUGGGAGUUUCAAUCCUCCUACUUUUAUGCAUCUACGCAUGUUUGAGCUUGCGAGAGAUGCAUUACACUCGGAAGGAUUUCAUGUUCUUGGAGGUUAUAUGUCUCCUGUUAAUGAUGCAUACAAGAAGAAGGAUCUUUUAUCUGCAAAACAUCGUUUACAGAUGUGUAAUCUAGCUUGUCAAAGCUCUGACUUUGUAAUGGUUGAUUCAUGGGAGGCAUCUCAACGCAGCUAUCAACGAACUUUGGCGGUUUUAUCGAGGGUCAAAACUUUCUUAACAAUAGAUCAACAUGUACCCGAGGAAUCUCUCAAAGUUAUGCUACUAUGUGGCUCGGAUUUACUGCAAUCUUUCUGUACUCCCGGUGUUUGGAUCCCUGAACAGGUAAGAACUAUUUGUCAAGACUAUGGCAUUGUGUGCAUCCGUAGAGAAGGACAAGAUGCUGAGAAUAUGAUCUCUAGUGACAAAAUCUUAAACGAAAGUAGUGAUAAUAUCAGAAUCGUCGACAAUCUUGUUCCUAAUCAGAUUAGUUCGAGUAGAUUAAGGCAAUGCAUUUCGCGAGGGUUAUCGGUUAAAUACUUGACUGAAGAUGGAGUAAUAGAUUAUAUCAGACAACAUCAACUUUACACUGAGCUCACAUGACAAAAGCUGAGAGAAUAUUACUCUAUCAUAUCAAUAUUACUACACAACCCAUCAAAUAAUUGUGAUAAACAGAUGUAAUCAGUAUAGCUGCACCUUUAAAGUUUUGAUACUCCCUCACCAAUGCCAUUACAUCCUUGAUGUCCAAAAGUGACGCCGGGAAGCACAAACGUGCGCUGCAACAUCUUUAGAUGAAAUCUCAUCUAAGAAAUGUUCAAAAACACUGCAAGAUCUAUGACCAAUCUUCUCAAAAUGUUGUGUCUUACGUUUCUUAUGUUUUUGAGUUGGUUUUUAACCAAACAAUUAACUUGCCGAAUCCAGAGUGUCAAAAGCACAGUGCAAUAGAUAGCAUGAUUUUGAUCUAUUGAAGGAUUUGGACGGUUGAAAUUUGAACAACAUCCAGGAUUAAAGGCUUCUAGAGGAGUGUGUGAAUAAGAAGAAGAAGAAUACUACAUAGCCCGUAAUUUUUCGCAAACAGAUCAUCGUUGGAAUUUUCCUCAGGCGAAGAGUCUUGGUAAUCAAACUUGCAACCAGAAUAUGAAUCACCAGCUACGACCUUGUACCCGGCCGGGUUCCCAUACCGCCUGUUAGGUUUCAUCGGAGCUUAGAUGACUAGAUAAGUUAUAAGUAUAACUCUGGCUUCUUUAAUUGCUAAUGAAUAUGCAAUACAUUAUUGUAACACUGACCAAAACAUAUAUUAGAUUUGAAGCAUGAAACA
This is a messenger RNA of Capsella rubella, 1550 nucleotides long. Its product is annotated as nicotinamide/nicotinic acid mononucleotide adenylyltransferase. Gene Ontology annotation, biological process: NAD+ biosynthetic process. Bases 113 to 835 code for a protein of 240 amino acids. The record is from RefSeq and is a predicted model, not a curated record. The transcript is spliced from 12 exons. Gene Ontology annotation, molecular function: nicotinate-nucleotide adenylyltransferase activity; nicotinamide-nucleotide adenylyltransferase activity. Lineage: Eukaryota; Viridiplantae; Streptophyta; Magnoliopsida; Brassicales; Brassicaceae.